Messenger RNA from Prorocentrum cordatum, 1142 nucleotides. NCBI's taxonomy places the organism in Eukaryota, Dinophyceae, Prorocentrales, Prorocentraceae. The record is from the annotation of a GenBank genome assembly.
GUCGGUGGCAUCACUGGCCGAGCUCGCGGCGCCGUUGCCCAGGCCCGUGCUUUCGUUGCCCACGCCCGUGCCGGCCUUGUCAAUGGUUCGCUCCAGGUUGGUCCAUAGCAACCUUGGCUCAAGCUUUCUCGGCCACAGCUUCGCCCCGGCUGCUUUCCUGGCGCCAACCAAGGUUAAGGGACCAUGGCCCUCCGCUCCAGCGUGCUCACGACGGCCGCCGUGGCUGCCCUGUGCCUCCUGGCGCUGCGCGGCCUGCUCGCCCCGGGCCAGAGCCAGGCCGCCUUCGCUGCCCCCGAGGCCGGCCGCACGCAGUCGGUCCACCGCCACUGCAGGCCCGUGGCGGGCAGCGACCGCAUCCUCGCCUCCGGCGCUGCCCCGGCCGUUCUGAGCACCGUCCCGGCGCGCCAGGGCGUCGCCGCGCACUUCAAGGUGACGCUGGAGACGCCGGACGGCACCCAGGAGUUCGAGUGCCCCGAGGACGUGUACAUCCUCGACCAGGCCGAGGAGGAGGGCCUCGAGCUGCCCUACUCCUGCCGCGCGGGCUCGUGCUCGAGCUGCGCGGGCAAGGUGCUGUCGGGCGAGAUCGACCAGUCGGACCAGGCCUUCUUGGACGAGGACCAGACGGGGGAGGGCUUCUGCCUCACGUGCGUGACGUACGCGACCUCGGACGUGACUAUCAAGACCCACUGCGAGGACGAUCUGUGAGGUGUCGAGGACGUGGUCGGAGCACAGCAGGGUCAGCGGCACGCGGCACUGGUGCCGAUUUGCUCCGCUGCCUCCGUCGAUCCCCAUAUCUAGCGAGUGCUCGGUGGAGCCUCGUGGUUUUCAGGAUUUUCUUGCAUUCGGCAUGCGCUCAAGGACGCGCGUGCUCCAACUUGCGUGGAUAGCUGCGGAGUGGCAUGGUGGUCACCGCAGAACACCUUCGAUCACAGAACAAAAUGAUCCGUUCCAGUUUUGUGUCCAAGGAAUCUAGGCGCGCCCAGCGUCGCAGAAUCUUGAGAACGAGCGCUGCGGCCCCCGUCGGCUCGGUGUGCGUGAAGCGCCCAAUGUGACUGCAUGGGGCUGUCUCGGAGGUGAUGUGCACGCAAAAGUGCACGCGCCCAUUUCCAAUUCUUGUUCGUGGGCUUCACGACGACGUUGGG